AUGGCAGACAACGCCGACUCCUGUCCGGUCGACCACAAAACCCGCGAUGCCUGGCUCCAAGCCGCCCGCGCCGCCGAAGCCUCCAAGCAGAGCCAACUCCCAAACCAAACCCAACCGGCAACAUGCCCUGUCGACCACUCCUCCAAAGCAACAUCCUCGUGGACCCAGAAAAUCUCCUCCCUCAUCUGGUCUCCCGAGACGCCAACCCUCCCCGCCAACCACCCCACGAUACCUUCACAUGCCCAGCCCGGCCUCGACAACGGCCGCGUAACCUCGUCCAUCCCGCGAUCCUUCUCCGCAGACGCAGACGACUGCCCCGUCGACCACGGCGCCUCUGCGAACCCGUCCAAUGCCGAGAUUGAGUCUGGCCGCGACGCUUCGGGCAACUGGGUCUACCCCUCGGAGAAGAUGUUCUUCGACGCCAUGAAGCGCAAGGGCUAUGACGCUCGCGAGGUGGACAUGAGGACGGUUGUGCCGAUCCACAAUGCCGUCAACGAGCGGGCGUGGGAGAAGAUUAAGGAGUGGGAGGCUCCGUAUCUCAUUGAUUCAAAAUGCGGUGGCCCCAAACUCACCUCCUUCGCCAACAAAAGCGAGCGCAUGACCCCCACCGCCCGCAUAAACACCAUCCUCGGCUACACCGCGCCCUUUGACCGCCACGAUUGGGUCAUUGACCGCUGCGGCACCCGCGUCGACUACGUGAUUGACUUUUACGCCGGCCGGCCUGGCGGUACGGCCGGAGGGCCGAGUUUCUAUCUCGAUGUGCGGCCGAAGCUGAAUACGUGGGAGGGUGUGAAGAUGCGGGCUUGGAAGUGGACUGGGCUUGCAUGA
Trichoderma atroviride IMI 206040 is the source of this 828-nucleotide messenger RNA. RefSeq lists its product as uncharacterized. The record is from RefSeq and is a predicted model, not a curated record. Gene Ontology annotation, molecular function: holocytochrome-c synthase activity. Gene Ontology annotation, biological process: cytochrome c-heme linkage. Lineage: Eukaryota; Fungi; Ascomycota; Sordariomycetes; Hypocreales; Hypocreaceae. Gene Ontology annotation, cellular component: mitochondrion.